Molecule: messenger RNA, 5699 nt
Organism: Psylliodes chrysocephalus
Lineage: Eukaryota; Metazoa; Arthropoda; Insecta; Coleoptera; Chrysomelidae
Source: the annotation of a GenBank genome assembly
UGUCCGUUUAAAUUGCGUCUUUACAGCUGGUUCUGUGUGAAUAAAGUGCACGUGUUAAUUUUAGAUAAUUUGUUAUAAAUUCGUUUUAAUUUGUAAUGUUUUGUUAAGUUUAAAGAAAUAUAUCAGCUGUUCAUAUAAACUCAAAAUGCCGCGCCCAUCAGAAAUACAAGCAGAAGAAACUGCUACCCCACGAUCCCCUUUAAGAAGGUCUUGUAGAAUAGUUGCUGUAAGUUCCCCAGCUCCUUCAGAAGUUAAACCAGUGAGGGGAAGACGUUUGUCAGCUGUUAGUAAUGAUGAUAAUGAUGAAGUGACUGUCGAAGUUAAGGCUGCCAUCAGGGCAACAAGAGCCUCAUCAGUAACUAAAGAAAAUGGGCCCUCUGUCGAACCUGCAAAAACUCGAAGUCGAAGAAAUUCAGCUACAACAGAAUCUUCUACAGCAGCUAUAACAGAAGAAAAAAAGCCUGCUGCUAGAGGGCGACGAUCGUCAGUCACAACCGAAGAAACAGAAAUAGAAACCGCCAAACCAACCCGAGGCCGUAGACCUUCAGUCACCAAAGAAGAAACAGAAAUAGAAACUACCAAACCAGUCAGAGGUCGUAGACCUUCAAUUACCAAAGAAGAAGCAGAAGAGAAGAAACCAGUAAAAGGUAGAAGUUCAAUACAAGAAGAUAAUGAUAAAGAAGCUGCUUUGAAACCAGAAGAACCACCACUAAGAAGUACUCGCAGCCGCAGAUCCAUGUCCAGAGACUUAUUCGAUGAUACUGAAGAAACUAAAGAUGUCGAGACCACCGAAAAACGAAAUACAAGAAGUCGUAGGGCGUCAGUGGAAGCCGCAGAAGAAAAAGAAGAUAAAAAAUCUGCUCCCAGAACACCAUCCAAACUGAAAAGGAGACUUUCGGUAACCGAAAAUGCCGUGGUACUCGAUCCAAUCGAUGAAAAAGAACAAGAACAUGAAAGUCCUACUAAACCAGAACUGUCUGUCGUCUUAACAAAACGAAAGCCUGACCAAGCUCAAGUUAAAGUCAAUCUGGAUCUCAGUGUCAUCAGCGAAUCUGAAGAAUCGGAAGAUACGCGAGCUAAAUCUAGAUUGAGCAAAGAAAGAGAAUCUAUAAACACAAACGAUAAAAAAGAUAAUGAAAAUUCUGAAGAUAAUGAUAAAAGCAAAGAAGCACCAAAAAAAGUUACUCCUCUCUCAAAUCCAGAACUCAAUGUGGUAUUGAAUAAACCGUUGGAAGGAGGAAGAAAAACUCCUGAUCCCAUAAAAGCUGAACUGAGUAUAAUAUUGAAAAAAUCGUUGGAAGGAGGAAGAAAAACUCCAGAUCCCAUAAAAUCUGAACUGAGUGUAUUAUUGAAUAAAUCAUUGGAAGACGGGAGAACAACUCCCGAUUCUCCAGCUAGGAGAUCACCCAGACUGAUUGAGAAAUGUAAAUCUGGGGAAAAACAUGUUCAUAUGAAAUGCGACUGUGGAGAACCUCCGCUUAAAACAAAAAAAAUCGAUUUUGAUGAAAACAAAGAAUCAUCUACCAAGUCUCCCAAUAAAGAAAAUGUCGAAGCAAAUAAGAAACAAGAACAUAGUUUAACAGUUGAAACAACCAAAGAAACAGCAGCAGAUGAUCCGGUAUUCCUACCAGGAACCAUCACAGAAAAGCAAAUAACUGUUACCAAUACUCACAUUAGUGAAGGUUCAGAUGGGUCCUUCCAAUUGAAUUUGUCCAAAAGCAAAUUCCAGUCUACCGAAGAUGAAAUAGACCUUAACGAUUCUAAAACGAGUGAAAGUAGCGACAAAGAAAAUCUGGCUCAAAAUAUUGAUGUGAAUGGAAAAGAAAUCAACACGAAAACUAUUCAACUGUCCGAUAAAAAGGUCCUGGAAGAUCUGACCGAUUUAGGAAACAAAGAAAUGCACUCGCAAAACGUAACUGUAGGUAGAGUAUCUAAUGUUUUCAGGCCAAAAGAUAUUGAUUACAGUUAUAUGGAACCCAUGGAUGUGGACAUGACUUUGGAUACUACGAACUUCGAAAAAAGUCAUUUGGACAGCACCAAAUUACAAAAUGACGUUGUUAAUGAGUCUGUUGAUGAAACGUUCUGUUUAAACUUGGACGUUACAUGCGUAGAUACACCUACAGAAAAAGAUGCACCUGCAAAAAAUGUGAAAUCUGAUGAAACUGUUAAAAAAGUGGUCGAUUUACAACCUGAAGAGAAUGAAACCUCAAAAAUAAGCUGGGAAGAAAAGAAGGAAACGAUUAAUGAUCAAGAAGUAAUAAGUACAUUACAUGAAAAGAUUUCAAGCAAAAGCCAAGACCUAUUAGAAAAAACUUUUAAUCAAAAAAACCUAAAUGAUAAAUCACCUAAAAAACAAACAGUUGUCGUUCAGGCAAUUGUAACUGAAGAAAAAAGCCUUGCAAAAGAUGAAGCAAGUUCUACAAAAGAAGAUAUAAAUCCUGCAGAAGUAGAAAAAAGACCUACAAAAGAAGAUAAAGAUCCUGCAAAAUUAGAAGAAAAUAAAAUUCUUGCAGAAGUAGAAAAGUAUCCAACAAAAGAAGAUAAAAGUCCUGCAAAAUUAGAAAAAAGUCCUACAGAAGUAGAAAAAAUUCCAACAAAAGAAAUUGAAAGUCAUGCAAAAUUAGAAAAAAGUCCUAAAAAAGAAGAUACAAGUUAUACAAAAGAAGAUAAAGAUCCUGCAAAAUUAGAAGAAAAUAAAAGUCUUGCAGAAGUAGAAAAAGAUCCAACAAAAAAAGAUAAAAGUCCUGCAAAAUUAGAAAAAAGUCCUAAAAAAGAAGAUACAAGUUAUACAAAAGAAGAUAAAGAUCCUGCAAAAUUAGAAAAAAGUUCAACAAAAGAAAAUAAAAGUCUUGCAAAAUUAGAAAAAAUUCCUACAAAAGAAAAUAAAAGUCCUACAGACGUAGAAAAAAAUCCAACAAAAGAAAAUGAAAGUCCUGCAAAAUUGGAAAAAAGUCCUGCAAAAGUAGAAAAAAGUCCUACAAAAGAAGUUGAUAGUACUGUAGAAUUAGAAAAAAGUUCUACAAAAGAAGAUAAAAGUCCUGUAGAAUUAGAGAAAAGUUAUUCAAACGAAGAUAAAAGCCCUUCAGAAGUAGAAAAAAGUCCUGCAAAAUUAGAAAAAAGUCUUACAAAAGAAGAAACGGCCACAAAAGAUACAUCACAUCAAAAAUAUAACCCCGAAGACAAAAAAUCCGAUGCAGAAGACGAAGAUGACGUAUUUGAAGAGAAAAGUAUGUCCGAUGACUAUGAAUUUGAAGUUCCGUCGGAAGAAGAGGCAGAAAACUUCGAUAAAAAUAAAUCGGUGGUAAAAUCUAAGAAAUCUACAACUGAUAUCCAAAAAGAAAACGAACACGAAAAGCCUGAAGAGAUUGUUGCCGAAGAAAAAAUACAAAAAGAAGAAAUUCCUAUAGAAAAAAUUAUUAAAUCGACGGAAGAAAAGUUAAUUCGACGUCCAAUUGAUGAACAAACAGAAAUUGAUGAUAAAGUUUGCCAAGAGGUAUCUAAAGACGCGAAAGAGGAUCGUACUAAUGAAGAAGUUGAAAAGCCAAAUAAACAAAAUGAAGAAUAUGAUAUUAACGAAAUGGCAAUCAGUUUUAAAGAUGUAGUUAAUGAAGAUGAAGCAAUUGAUGCAGAACCUUUAGAAAAUGAUACUGUAAAAGAAGAUGGGCAGCUAAAAGAGAAUACGACCGAGCAAGCAGUAGAAGAUACAUUAGAUGCUGCUAAAGAAAAACAAGAUAAACAAAUUAAAAGACUUAGCACAGUGAAGAUUUCAGAAGAACUUCCUAGUUCUCCGAUUAUCAAAAAAACUAAGAGAAAAUCUAAAGGUUCCGUUGUCGCAUCGAAAGACGAAGAAGACGUAAUUUCACCCAAAAUGGCGGCCAAAGAAUCGCAAGAAAUCAAAGAAACGAAAAGAGAUUCGCUUACAUCUAGAUUAUCCAAUGACAAAUCGAAGACAGAGAAACGAUUUUCGCUUACCGAGUGGUUUGAAGAGGAUAUUGCUAAAGAAACGGAUAAUGCUGAGCCCAAUCCGAAAUCUAAGAAGAAGAAGAAAAGGAAAACGAUUGAGCUUAACGACAGCCAGUUCGCUUCUGAUGAUGCAGAAGAGAAGCGCAAAAGCAAUAUCAGCGUCGAAAUAAUUGAAGAUACAGCCGAUUUGAACGUCCCGCUGAUUCAAAGCGUUGAAGAAAAUAAAAAAAAUAAGAACAAUCUCGAUAUGAGCGUCGAGAUAGUAGAAAACGACGCUGAUUUGAACGUAUCACAGAAUCAGAGGGAGAAAAAUGUACACAGCGCCAGCGUAGAGAUAAUCGAAGAUGAUAAAAUCAAAAGACUGUCAUUGGAAGAAUUUGCCAACGCCAAACUGGAUGAAUAUAUCGCUAAAAAAAUGGACGAUUUCGAGGUGGAAGACGAAAACUCUUCAUCUUGCUCUUACGAAGACAGCGAGAGCGGCAACAGUUUCAUCGACGAUAUGGCCGAAGAGGGCGAAGAAGAUACUCCAUCCGAAGAUAGUAACGCCAUCAUCGAUGAAGGAGAAGCGAUUAAUUCUGAUUCUGAAAGAUCUGAAGAUCACGAUGACGACGAUGAUGAUGAUUCCUUCAUAUGCGACGAAGAAAAGAUUGAACUGCUGUCAGGAGAAGAAUACGAUUUGGAUGAUAAGAAGAAAAAGAGAAAGAGCCGUAUCAUCAACGUCGAGAAUAGAAACGAAGAUGUAAUUAAGUUUGAAAGAAAACCAACACCUAAACCGAGGAAGUCUAGGAUUAUAAAAGUCGAUGAUUCUAGCAGCGAUGAAGAUCUUAACGUAGACGAGGCUUUAUCGUCUCAAAAAGGCAAACGAAAUCGACGUUCAUCUAUUAACAUCAUAGAAAACAUCGAUGUUAAAGAAAUCAGAGAUGCAGCUUUAAGUUCUCGCAUCAAUCAACUGGUCGACACUUUCUGCACCACGAUUCCAGACAAAGGCGGCGUAUCUAUGAAUCUGUCCCUCGAAUUUGCUGCCAAAGAGGAUUCAGCGACCACAAAGCGAAGAUCCAAAGAAAAUAGAAAAAGCUUACCUUCAACUGAACCAUCUACUUCGAAACGUAAGUCAAUCGAAUCUCUAACGAGAAAUAGUACUUCCAUUGAAGAUGUACCACGAAAACAACCUAGACUUAGCUCUAGUUUAAUAGAAGAUUCAAAUACCAAGAAGAGCAAACAAAAAAGAAGAUUGAGCAAAAGUAUGGACGGCGAUGAAGGCGAAAGUAAGAAACUCAAAAAGAGGAAGAUGAACAAAAAAUCAAACCAAGAAGACAAUAACCUUCAAUUGAAUACUAGCAUUUCUUCUGAAGAUUUGAGAAAACACACGUUCGGAUUGAUGAGCCAGCUGCUGAACGACGUGAAAAACAGGCCGAGAAGAGUGAUAAAACCCAGUACUACGAAAUUGGAAGAUUUGAAUAGCACGUGGUUGGUAGAAAAUGACGUCCAAGUUAAACCAUCGACUACGAUCGUGUCUGAAAAGGAGAUGGAGGAUUUCAAAAAGAAGAAAUACCAUCCUAAAGAUUUUAGACAGCAAAUGUUGCAUGAUUCUUCACGAGUGAAGAGAAUUGAGACUAAGCAACUGUUGAAAAAAAAAGGGGCUUAUUAUUGAGAAUUAUUUAAAUGUUUGUGCCAUUAACUACUAUUUCUUAUUUUAAGGCUGAUCUAUUUUUUAUGUUACUCUUAGUUGAUUGAAA